Molecule: messenger RNA, 855 nt
Organism: Solenopsis invicta (red fire ant)
Lineage: Eukaryota; Metazoa; Arthropoda; Insecta; Hymenoptera; Formicidae
Exons: 2
Coding region: 1-855 (284 amino acids)
Source: RefSeq, a predicted model, not a curated record
AUGAGGACGGACGCCCUCCUAGGAUUGAUGCCCAAUCUCCGAGGUCCGAGGGUCGGUGCAAAGCGCGCGUACGCCUACGUGGUAAUGGCUGGGGCUCUGUAUGGAGCUCCAGUCUGGUUCCGCGAAGCGCUGGCCAGCCGCCGCAUACGCGAGACGUUGCACGCUGUGCAGCGGCGGUUGGCGCGUAGAAUAGUGCGCGCGUAUCGCAUCGCUUCUAGCGCGGCGACCAUGAUCCUGGCAAGUCUCCCCCCGGCAGAAUUUACGGCCGACGCUCUGGCCUGGUGCUACGCCAGAGCAAAAGUCGUCCGCCUGCAGAGAGGGAGGGAGGUGGUUACCCCCAGGGUCGCCGCGCUACUACGGGAACGAGUACGCCGUCGGGCGAUGGACACUUGGCAAGAGAAUCUCGCCAAUGACCCGCCGGCGGCAGGAUCUCGAAUCUUGAAGGCCAUCCUACCCUACUUGGACAAAUGGGUGGGCCGCCCCUGGGCGGCCGAUCCUACCGGACGACACAGGUGCUCAUCGGACAUGGAUUCGCAGGAAGUCUGCCUAGCGUGGAACAAGUUGUGCGGAGUCCUGAGAGCAGAAAUUGGUGACGAUCUUUUCCUGCGGGCCAUCAUCACCCAGAUGGUCCGCAGGGAGAGCACAUGGAUCGCAGUCUCCUCUUUUUGCGAGCAGGUUAUGCGGCAGAAGGUGGAAGCCAAAAAACAACGGGGGAGGAGGCCGGGGAGACGCAUGCCCUUCAGCGACAACAACGACAACAGGGGCGGUGGGGACGGGGACCAUGACCAACCCUGGCUCUCGCCCCAGCCGCCCAGAAAAAGAAGAAAGCUUGCCCCCCGCCCCCCGGGCCCUUGA